AUGGCGGAUGACAAGAGUAAUAAACAGGCUACGCUGGGGUAUGUGCGCGAUUCCCAAUCAACCAUCGGGCGGUUUUUCGGCUCAUCCGCGAAUGGAAAUCAGGCCCCAAAGAAACAAACGACACUAGCAUUCGGCGGAAAGAGACAACAAAAAGAGAGCGAUGCUGUAGAGGGCUCUACGGAGCCUGCCGUUACUGAGAAAAAAGAUGACAUGGACAUGAAGAUUGAAGAUGAACCCACAACUGCCUCCGACAAGACAAUUGAACCCGAAUCUGCCAAGAGCUUGAAGCGGGAAAAGGUCGACGAAGGGAAUGAGAGUGAUAAUUCGGACGUCCAACCUGUUUCAAAACGCCGGCGCAAGGCCACCAAGGAAAAAACUCCACCCCCCAAGCAAAGUCCCAAGAAAAGCCCAAAGAAGUCAUCACCUGCGAAACAAUCCAAGUCACCAGCAGCCAAGCCCACGAAGCCUGCGUCCCCCAAGCCAAUCCUGAAGAAAGCAUCGGAAGAAGAGCUUGCCGAGGAAAACAGUCAAUCAGACAAAGAUGAGGAGCUGUCAGAAAGCGACGAGGAAGUUAAGCCCGAAGUGAAGAAGGAGACGAUGGCGAAGGUGCAGGCAACUCUCAAGUCGACAGGCAAUGAUCCAUACCCGGACUGGAAAGCCGGAGAUCCAGUGCCAUAUGCAGCACUUUGUACAACUUUCUCUCUGGUUGAGAUGACCACGAAACGCCUGAUCAUCAUGGCCUAUUGCUCUCAAUUCCUCCAGCAGGUUUUACGGCUCACUCCGGGGGAUCUACUCCCAACCGUCCAAUUAAUGAUCAACAAGCUGGCUGCGGACUACGCUGGAAUUGAAUUGGGCAUUGGAGAGUCUUUGAUCAUGAAGGCCAUUGGUGAGUGUACUGGCCGCAGUCUGGCCGUCAUUAAGACUGAUCAGCAUGAGAUCGGUGACCUGGGACUCGUGGCUGCUAAAAGUCGAUCCAACCAACCGACAAUGUUUAAGCCCAAGGCCCUUACCGUGCGGGGAGUCCAUGAAGGCUUGCUUGGUAUUGCAAAGGUCAGUGGGCACGGAUCCCAGGACAAGAAGAUCUCGGGCAUCAAAAAGCUUUUAUCUGCAGCAGACGCCGCCACCGCAGGCAAGGGCAAUAAAGGAGUGGACAUCACCCACAACAAGGGUGGCCCCAGUGAGGCCAAGUUCAUCGUCCGCUUCCUGGAGGGUAAGCUGCGACUGGGUCUAGCUGAGAGAACUGUGCUCGUGUCCUUAGCUCAGGCAAUCGUCUCUCAUGAGGCCGCAUUGGAGGGCAAGAAGGCAACUCCAGAAAAAAUGGCCGAGGGAGAACAAGUCCUGAAAACCGUGUACAGCGAGCUUCCCUCCUAUGAAGUCAUUAUUCCCGCUAUGCUUGAACACGGCCUAUUCAACCUCUCCAAGGUUUGCAAGCUGCAACCGGGUGUGCCUCUCAAGCCGAUGCUUGCCAAACCAACCAAAUCAAUCACCGAAGUUCUUGACCGCUUUGAAGGAAAGGAAUUUACUUGCGAGUAUAAGUACGAUGGAGAACGAGCUCAGAUACAUUUUGUGGCUCCAAGCGCGAUUGAGCAAUUCCCUGCGUCUACUGCUACGUUACAGAGGGAUGACAAGGGUCUUUCUGCAAUUUUCUCCAGAAACUCCGAAGAUCUGUCAAAGAAGUAUCCGGACGUGCUGGGUAAGCUAGAUACUUGGGUCAAAAACGAUGUGACAAGCUUUGUUCUGGACUGUGAGACUGUUGCUUGGGAUACUGUCAACAAAAAGGUGCUUCCGUUCCAGCAGUUAAUGACUCGGAAGCGAAAGGACGUUAAGGCAGAGGACGUAAAGGUCAAAGUAUGCGUUUUUGCUUUUGAUCUUCUAUUUUUCAACGGAGAUCCUUGCGUAAAGAAGUCUCUUCGGGAGCGCAGGGAGUUGAUGCACCAGUGCUUCCAGCCAGUUGAAGGCGAGUUCCAGUUUGCCCAGUAUGGCGAUACCAAUGUUCUUGAUGAGAUUCAAGAUUUGCUGGAGGAGAGUGUCAAGUCAUCCUGUGAGGGACUGAUGGUCAAGAUGCUGGAUACUGAUGAGAGUGGAUACGAGCCUAGCAAACGUAGUCGGAAUUGGCUUAAGGUCAAGAAAGACUAUCUAGCUGGUGUGGGUGAUUCACUUGAUCUCGUCGUGCUUGGUGCUUACUACGGUCGUGGAAAACGUACUUCCGUGUACGGUGCUUUCCUUCUGGCCGCCUACAACCCGAAUAACGACACAUAUGAGACAAUCUGUAACAUCGGCACUGGCUUUUCGGAAGCAGUGUUGGAGGAAUUCCACAAGGAGUUAAAGCCAAUGGUCAUCGAUCGACCCAAGCCCUUCUAUUCCCACUCAACCGUGCCCAAGGAUCAACCAGAUGUGUGGUUUGAGCCUCGUCUGGUAUGGGAAGUCAAGACUGCCGAUUUAACACUCAGCCCUCGGUAUCAAGCAGCUGCAGAUGAGUUUGAGGGUACGACUGGCGGUGGUAAGGGUGUCUCGUUGCGGUUCCCUCGUUUCAUCAAGUCCCGUGAUGACAAAAAGCCUGAGCAAGCAACAACAACCCGUGCCGUGGCAGAGAUGUACCGGAAACAGGAGGCUGUGGCCAAGGAGACUGCGGGCAAACGAGGCGUUGAUGAUGAUUUCGAGUAUUGA
Molecule: messenger RNA, 2667 nt
Organism: Penicillium pulvis
Lineage: Eukaryota; Fungi; Ascomycota; Eurotiomycetes; Eurotiales; Aspergillaceae
Product: DNA ligase (ATP) CDC9
Exons: 4
Coding region: 1-2667 (888 amino acids)
Biological process (GO): DNA repair; DNA recombination; Okazaki fragment processing involved in mitotic DNA replication
Cellular component (GO): nucleus; mitochondrion
Molecular function (GO): ATP binding; DNA binding; DNA ligase (ATP) activity
Source: RefSeq, a predicted model, not a curated record